CACAGAAACGCCAGACCCAAGGUGAGUGAAAUGUACACAGCUGGAUUUCUGGAAAUGCUGCUUUGGAUCCUGUGAGAAAGGAAUGGUUAAAAGGCAGAUGCAGUUCAUCAAGUUACUUACGCUUUACCUGAGGGAACCAUUCUGCACUGAAUAAUGGACUGACUGGACUGACCGAUCCAACAUGGACACUUUUCCUCUGUUAGUGCUCCUGCUGUCGUGCAGGAUUGAAGCAGUUGGAGCUCUGAAUCUAUCCCCCGGAACUCUGACGGUCCUGAGAGGGGAAAAAGCCAGAUUCACCUGCACUCCUUCCAGCAACCAGUGGACUGUUAUGAUUUGGCUGGUGGGUGGUAGUGUAGCACUCACUGUCUCUAAUGAGAUUGGUGUCCUGCCCUCCAUCAAUCCGAAUGUGAUGGCUGAAAAAAAGGAAGGUGGAUGGAUGUUUGUCCUGAAUAACACAGAGAGACACAACCAGGGAGAAGUGACCUGUGAUCUCCAGGGCAUUGAUAGGAAAACAGCGAGGCUGUUUGUACAAGAGAAAGGCAGUGUGAAAGUCCUCGGGGAGAACAGGUUGGCUUUUCAGGGACAGUCAGUCCUGUUUGAAUGUCAAGCUGCAGGAUGGUACCCUCAGCCGGUACUGAAAUGGCAGGUGAAUGACAAAGAGGUGGGUCUGAGUGAAUACAACAUCAGCAGUGAAGAGUCGGGAGAGCGCCUCUUCACUCUGACCAGCAACCUCAGUGUGUUGGCAGCAAAGAGUUCUCACGUGGACUGUCUGGCUUCUGUGUCUGCCCUCCCCAAACCACUGAAGAGCCGAAUCAGUCUAAAAGUGGUCGCAGAGGUGUUGCAGGAAGGAGGCGACUGCACAGUCCCGGUGGCGAUAACCGCCUCCCUCUCUGCUUUUCUGUUGCUCAUCCUGCUCUGCAUCUGCACUGUCCUCUGCUACAGACAAAGGAGACAAGCAAAAGCAAGCCCACAGGAGGUACUAAGGUUUGACCAAUCGGUGUUCGGGAGAAGUGCAGUUGCUGGGGCGCCAGAGGGCAAAGUCAACCUGGGGUACUCUAGUGAGGGCUCGACAGAUGCAGUUAACAGUGAGCUAUUCUGGGAAACUCAUAGACAGAUGGACUUUGUCAGCUUUCACAAGGUCCCUGAUGUUGUGUCCUCCAGCAGCUUUUCUACACAAGGUGAGAGCCAAGCCAACAUGUGUCCACCAGAGGAAAGCUGCAAGAAUGUUAGGAGAAUUACCACUGUUUGAAUAUUAUUAUGUUUUGUAUGCAUGAUUGUUUUUGUAUAAUGUUUCGCAUUUUUGUAAAGCCACAAGCUAAGGUCAUAUGUUCUUGAACUAAAAGUGUCUAACACAAUUAUUUAGUAGAAAAAAAAAAUUAAUUCACUUGCCACUUCAUUAGUUACACCUCGCUAGUUUUUUUUUCCCUCAGAGAUUUUGGUCCAUAUUGACACGAUAGCGUCACAUGGUUGCUGCAGAUUUGUCAGCUGCACAACCGUGAUGUGAAUCUCCAAUUCCACCACAUGCCAAAGGUGCUCUGGUGGAUUGAGAUCUGGUGACUGUGGAGGCCAUGUGAAUACAGUGAACUCACUGUCAUGUUCAAGAAGCCAGUUUGAGCUGAUCUGAGCUCUGAGUGUUAUUGUUUGUUAUCCUGCAGCAAUCAGAAGAUGGGUACACUGUGGUCAUAAAAAAGACUAACGGGCUCAGUGUGCCAAGAAAAUACCCC
Molecule: messenger RNA, 1724 nt
Organism: Archocentrus centrarchus (flier cichlid)
Lineage: Eukaryota; Metazoa; Chordata; Actinopteri; Cichliformes; Cichlidae
Product: immunoglobulin superfamily member 5-like
Exons: 10
Coding region: 182-1249 (355 amino acids)
Source: RefSeq, a predicted model, not a curated record